Aureobasidium subglaciale EXF-2481 is the source of this 639-nucleotide messenger RNA. RefSeq lists its product as uncharacterized. Lineage: Eukaryota; Fungi; Ascomycota; Dothideomycetes; Dothideales; Saccotheciaceae. Bases 1 to 639 code for a protein of 212 amino acids. The record is from RefSeq and is a predicted model, not a curated record. The transcript has a single exon.
AUGUGUCUCGUCAGCGUAAAGGAAGACCACGACGACUAUGCAGUCCCAGCUCGUGUCGUGCGGCGAGAUCGACGCAGAUCUCCCCCUCGCACCACCAGAGUCUCACGCGCAUACUAUGAGGAGCCCCCACGACCCCAGGAGCGGACGUAUAUCAUUCAACAGCCUCCUCAACCUCCUCCGCCAGUCAUAGCGUAUUCCCCGCCAUUCGAGCAGCACGACCACCAUGAUCACCACAGCCACUACGAUGCCCCUCCGCCCCCACCACCCGCUCCAGCUUCAGAAAGCCACUCACACAUCGGUCCCCAAUACGUCGAAGUAACGCCAUCCUCUCGCUCCAGCAGUAGCAGCAGCAGCUCAAGCGACGACGGAAGAUCAAAAACAACUUCCCGCUCCAGAGCCACUGGUCCUCGCAGUGAAUACCAUCUUCGCGAAAAGGAACAUAUCCGUGAGCGUAGAAGUCAUGAUCGUCCACCCCGCAAGGAUGAAUACGAUACAUAUCGCUAUGUGCAACCUCCACGCGGUAGUGGGAAUCUUGGUCCUAGGAGUAGCCAGAUCGAUGACCCCCGCGCGAGUUACUCGAGCUAUAACAGGCGGGAUAUAGUGGUGGAGGGCGGCAGAGAACGAGAGUACCGUCGUUGA